Messenger RNA from Anoplophora glabripennis (Asian longhorned beetle), 1284 nucleotides. RefSeq names its product CENP-B homolog protein 2-like. Bases 1 to 1284 code for a protein of 427 amino acids. NCBI's taxonomy places the organism in Eukaryota, Metazoa, Arthropoda, Insecta, Coleoptera, Cerambycidae. The transcript is spliced from 2 exons. Gene Ontology annotation, molecular function: DNA binding. Gene Ontology annotation, cellular component: nucleus. The record is from RefSeq and is a predicted model, not a curated record.
AUGAAUCUAAAAGAUGUUCAGGAUUAUUUCAAAUUGCUAAGCGACACUUUGCUGGAGAAAAAUCUAAUAAACAAACCAUCAAAUAUCUUUAACAUAGAUGAGACGGGGCUCCAGCUCAAUAAUAGACCUGAAUAUGUCGUUGAUGAAAAAGGCUCAAAGAAUGUUACGGCCGUUACAUCCGGGGAAAAGGGUGAAACAAUAUCAGUGAUUGUAUGUUGCAAUGCUGAGGGUAUGUUUAUUCCACCCACCUGUAUUUUUAAGGGUAAAAAUAAAAAGAAUGAGUACGAAGAUGGAAUGCCCGCCGGUUCGGUAGUUGUCAUGUCCGAAAAAUCCGCGUACGUAAACACAACUAUUUUUUUCGAUUGGAUUAAAGCUCAGUUUGUUCCUCGAAAACCUGACGGCCCGGUUGUUCUUAUUUUAGAUGGACACUCGUCCCAUGUCAGUAGUGUCGAAUUGCUGGAAUAUGCUGAACAAAAUAAUAUAACCUUGCUCUGCCUUCAGAGUCAUACGACUCAGUUCUUGCAACCCCUAGACCGUGCAUUGUUUAAGGCUUUUAAAUUAUAUUAUUACGCUGCGUGCUACACUUUUAUUAGAGUUAACCCUACAAGAUCUAUAAAUAGGCUGCAGUUUGGAAAAUUAAUGUGCGAAGCGUGGUCAAAAGCGGCAACUGUCGAUAAUGCCGUAUCUGCCUUUCGAUCCACAGGCAUAUUUCCAUUAAAUCCCGAUAUUAUCCCCGAAUACGCUUACCUUGGCGAAACACCUACCAGCCAUUUAGAAAAAAAUAACAACGAAAUAGCAUCAACAAUAAAUGGAAAUGAAAAUAAUGAUCCUGUACCAACCACUUCAAAUUCUAAUGAAGAAGACAUUAUGGAAACUCCAGCAUUAAGUAAAAUUCAAAAUGAAUCCCGAGAGAAGAAGGAAAGCGACAAUAUUGAAGACAAUGAUAAAGUAAAGCAAAAAACUGGAUCAAGAAAAUCACAACGUAAAAAGGAGAACGAAAAUAUCCCAGGCAUACAGGAAUAUCAAUAUAAUCAACCAGGAAGUGUCACCGAGACAGAUAAUUCUUCAAACCGAUUGCCUACUACACAAGAACUUCAAGACAAAGAUAACAAUAAGAAGAAAAAGAAAAACAAAAAGCCUGUCAGUACCGAAGAACAGCGACGCAAAUGGAGAGAAAAAGAAGCGCCAAAUGUAAAAAAAUUAAAGAAAAUCCCGAACGACACGAAGAAUACAAGCAAAAAAUCAGGGAACAAAACAAAAAGCGCAGAGAUGAAGGAAAACUAA